This is a messenger RNA of Paramecium octaurelia, 792 nucleotides long. Lineage: Eukaryota; Ciliophora; Oligohymenophorea; Peniculida; Parameciidae. The record is from the annotation of a GenBank genome assembly.
AAAAAUUAAUGAAAAGAAUUCUUAAUCUUUAUAAGUAUUCUGUGCAAUAAAGUCAGCAAUUGAUUUUGGUCGACUUUAAUGACAAACUCUAAAGUAUAUAUUAAUCUUUAAUGUUUUUUAAGAACCUAUGGAUAAAUGGCUGGCUCAUUCAACGAAUUACAUUUUUAAUCAACAAUCCUACCCUCAUCGAGCCUUUAGUUUAUUUUUGUUUGAUUAAAAUUACAAAUUACUCCUACAACAACGUAGUAAUGCCAAAAAGACAUUUCCCUUAUUGUGGGCUAAUACCUGUUGUAGCCACUAAUUGUAUCACGAAAACGAGGACGAUAAUGUCACGAAAUACCGACGCAGUGAUUUUUACGUGAGAAAAAGAACUCAAGAAGAAUUAAAUUUUGAUCUCAAGGACACACCUAUUGAGUUGGUCUAAAAAAUUAUAUAUUCUGCUAAAGAUAAUGAAGAAUUUGGAGAAUAUGAAUGUAUUACUAAUAUUUAUUUCAAGUGGAUUAUAUUUAUUUUGCGAAAAUUCAAUAAGACUAGCCAAGGAUUAAUGGAAAUCCACAGGAAAUUUAAGAUUGCAAAUGGGUAUCCUUAGAUGAGUUUGACUAAUUUUCAAAACAUAACAAAGUAAGUGUUUGUUUAAAAAAUAUAGAAAUCAUUCACACCUUGGUUUAACUUGAUUAAUGACUCACACCUUCUGAAUUGGUGGAAAAAAUUUAAAUAGAAUGACUAAAGCUUCAUAAUACCAGAAAAAAUUGAGAAAUUGAAUUGAAUAACAAUUAUAUAUAUAUAUUAAUC